This is a messenger RNA of Phytophthora nicotianae INRA-310, 3631 nucleotides long. Its product is annotated as AGC protein kinase. Gene Ontology annotation, molecular function: protein serine/threonine kinase activity; ATP binding. Lineage: Eukaryota; Oomycota; Peronosporomycetes; Peronosporales; Peronosporaceae. The record is from RefSeq and is a predicted model, not a curated record. The coding region runs from base 584 to 3121 and encodes 845 amino acids. The transcript is spliced from 3 exons. Gene Ontology annotation, biological process: protein phosphorylation.
CCUCGAUCUGAUACAAUUCAAGUCGGCAAUCAGGUGACCAUGCCGUGAUCCAUGGUGCGUGGUCUUGCACCAACAGCGAAGGUUGUACCAUGUUCAGCACGGCAGAUGCCGGUUUCGAGUGACAAGCAAAAAGAGGCGGUGGCUCACGCCACCGGACUGUGUCCAUCACUGAUUGUACCACAGAAUGAACGCAAACAUGGCUCCGACCGUUGUGGUCCACACGCAUCUUUUAGAGGUUUUGGUGGAAACUGACCCUACUGCAACAAACCGGUAAAAACCGGAGAAUAGACAAAGCGCUGAGAUUCGGCUUUGCGGAGAGCACUCCCCAGCUGUGAGCGCGCCGUGUUGUUGGGCGCGUCCUGCCAGAAAGCAAAAAGAGCGAGCGACCAGAGAGAACACCAGGAGCGUCCGCGAGACGCAAGGAAAGAAAAGCACUCACCGCGACACUUUUUCAGUUUUUUUUGUGGGUUGUCACCUGUUUCAUUCAAUUCCCCUCUCCGAUUGUCUCUUCGUCAGUGGACGAGGGACCAUCACUCUUGCAAUUCCGCAUCGACCGCACAGUAUAAAACUCCCCAGGUGAACGAUGGCGCACAUGCUAGAGGCGCGUAUGAUGUCGCGCAACUCGUCGGCCUCGAGCCUCACGGCCGCGGCGCGUGCGAGCCGUCGCAAGUCCAGUAUCAGCGGCCCGUCGACCAACGGCAGCACCGUGUCCAGCACACCGCGCAGUCGGCGGCCGUCGCUCUCUCGUGGCACGAGCAGCAGUAGCGGCUCCAAUCUCACGGCCAACUUCGGCUCGGCCUCCUUGACUAGCAGCAAAAGCAGCAGACCCAAGAGCAGUAGCACCAUGUCCACGCCCAACCUCAUCGACCUUAAGACCAUCACGGCCGAGGAGGUGGAGUGGGAAGGGUAUCUGUACAAGCAGCGCAAGAUCGUCAAGAGCUGGACGCCGCGUUAUAUCACGCUGCAGAACCGCACGAUCUCAGUCUACAAGUCCAAGAAUCAUGCGCUGGCCAAGGAGCAGCACCGCGGGCGUUGGGUUAUCAAGCAGAUCCUAAGCUCCCUUCCUUCUGCGGGCUUUGGCGGCUCCAAACUGAAGCCCGAAGAGCUGGGCUUCAGCUUCCUGGCUACGAAUGGCAACUUGAUCCACUUUGUGGCCACCUCGGCCGUGGAGAAGGCAAUGUGGAUGCACAUGAUGCAGCUCAGCUUGCACAAUACCACGGCCAGAGAGGCCUCGCUACUGCAACAGGGACGGCCGCGCGGCGACGUGCCGCCGACGCCUACUCCACGCUCGGCAGACGAGGUUGUGUCGCUCGAAUCGUCGAUUACUACGCACCUUGCAGAGAAAUUCUUGGCUGAUCUAGUGCACCUUCUGACCGCGACGUCAUCUGAGAACGUCAUCGAGCGGUUGCCAUCGUUCCUACGCCAACUCAGCAAGGACGUGGAGCUGCUGUUUGAUAUGGAGACGCGCGAGACCACACAGCCCUCGUGUGUAUUCAAGGGAAUCUACCAUGGCCGCGAAGGAUUCGUGCACUAUGCGGCGCUGUAUGUGAGCAAGUACUUAUUGGCAACGGAUGUGAACGAGCAGGUGGCGCACAAGGCGGACGACGAUGACCACCACGCGUUCUCGUACUCGGGCCAUCGUCUUAUCAAUACGGUCUCUGGAUCCACCACGGAAGGCAAGUUUGGACUGCAGAUCACAUUCACCCCAGCUCGACGUAUUUCUCGAGUCGUGCUGUCGUUCCGUCAACGCAGUUCGUCGGCUUCAAAGACUCGUCGUGUUACGACGAACCCUAUGGCUGUUGCAGAGCACCCGGCGUGCUUCCAUCAGUAUUGCCUCACGAAACGUUCGCUGGCGUUGUCUUUCUCGGACUUUGACGUGGUGGGUGUGCUUGGCCAAGGUGGUUUCGGUACGGUGGUGCUUGUACAGCGUCACUUGAACCCGGACGAAUACUUCGCUAUCAAGAUUAUCGACAAGCAGUCUGGAGCGGAGAGCGCUUUGAAGGAGCGGCGUAUUCUGUCGGGAGUUCGCCAUCCGUUCCUGACGUGCUUGCGCUUCGCCUUCCAGACACAGACCAAGUUGUAUCUCGGCAUGGAUUACUACAAGGGCGGAAACCUGUAUUUGCAUAUGCAUUCCUCGAAGAUGGACCCGAACGUGUCGACGAGCAGUGGACGACGCUUUUCCGUGGAUCGUGCUCGCUUCUACGCCGCAGAACUUGCGAUUGCUCUCUCGUACCUGCACGCGCAUGGUAUUAUCUACCGCGAUCUGAAGCCGGACAACAUUAUGCUGGACAAGACGGGCAACAUUCGUCUUGUUGACUUCGGUAUUUCCAAACAACUGCGUUUGGAAGGAGAACCGGGAAGCCACAACUACUCUCAGGCUGGAACGCUAGCAGGCUCGCCUGCGUACAUUGCUCCGGAGCAACUGCUAACGCAAAAGCCACAGUAUGGCAUGGAAGCGGAUUGGUGGAGUUACGGUGUGCUACUGUACGAGAUGCUGACCGGUAGCACUCCAUUCUUCGACGCUAACAUUUCACAGAUGUACAAGAAAAUUCAGACUGCCGACGUCAAGUACGACAAGUACCCGCCGAUCGAUGAGGAUGCUAUUGAUUUGAUGAAGAAAUUGCUGGUCCGUGAUCCUGCGGAACGCAUUGAUAUCGACGGCGUUCGUGCACACCCGUUCUUCGCUUCGAUCGACUGGGAGAAAUUGGAGAUGAAGGAGGUCGAGCCGCCGUUUAUCCCACCGACGGAAGAGCUGAUGCAGAAUGUUCACGAACAUUUCCGCAACAUGAACGUGGACGAAACAAUUGGUGAAAACCCCAAGGCUGUGAACGGAAAGAAGGCCUCUACUGUUGCGAACGCCAACGACGAGUCCCACUUCGAUGAGUUUAGUUUCGCUUACGACACGACUCGUGAUACGUUCGAUAACCUGUCCAUGGCAGACGAAGGAUGGCUCGUGCGACAGCUACAGGAAGGCGCGGCAAUGCGUGGUCGUUUGAACGCCAGUGAUGCUGACCCCGUGGCCGAUGAAUUGGGCAGCGAGGACGAGAUCACUCACCCGAUUCUGAAUGGUCAGGACAGCAGCGAAAGCGACGAACCUGAAGUCGAAGUCACCAACAUUUAAGCGGACCGUGGUCACCUCCUACCGUGGAGAACAUUAAGAUCGCGGCUUCUUGUGUUUUGAAGCAAAAAUUGAGUGAACAAAGCGAGCAGCUUGACAGUGUAUUUCACCAAAGACAAGUCGGCAACAAGGGUCACAGCCGCAGCACAUUAGAUAACGAAAAUAUUUUUGUUCCAGAAACAUCCGUGAUUCCUGCCGGAGCCUUAGUAAAAAAAACAUAUUACGCAUAAUUUACACAGCAGCACGACUACAACUUGGGAACGUCUCCUAUGAUGCUGUUUUCUGUUUCUUACGGAUCGGAAUAGUAUCAUUGCCGUCAUGUUCGGUGUCGCUAUCCAUGACAAGAUCCGGGGCACGAACACGUCGCAAAUUUGCGGGUGCCGUGUUAACUGCGCGGUUAAUCAACGCCAGAUCCUGCACAAAAAAAAACACAUUAGUAAAAAUAAAAUAAAAUAAAUUCCGUAAACUUACCCGUGCUGGACUUUCGCCAAUUGCAUACAGAGCGUGUGAGCG